UUUGUGUGUGUGUGUGUGUAUGUAUGUGUAUCUGUCUCUGUCUAUACCUGUCAGAGUAGAUGUCCCUGUCUGUGUGUUUCUGUGUGUGUCUUCACCUGUAGGUUAGUUCAGCUACUUGUCCUCAUCCACGUACAAAAGCUCAUGGACACGCCCCUCUCCAAAUUUAUGGAACUUUCAUUGUCCUAACAUCGGUGCAUUGUGGCCUCAGCAAAGAGGCUUUUACUGUUUGGGAUUAGUCUGAUUGAUUUAAUAGGAACCAGGAUGUAGAAGCAACAAGACGCUGGUUGCUGCUCGGGGGAAAAUGUGGACUGGAGCAUUCACUGCUUGUGGGUGAACAGGUUGUGUGAGUGUCGAUUGAUAUCCUGUGUGAAAUGAUGGCGAAUUGGGGAAGGGCUGGAAGAAGAGCGAGGGAUGAGGUUGAGAACUCUCCUCUGUUCCAGUAUUUGCAGGAUCUAGGACACACUGAUUUUGAGGCAUGUUCACCCAUCUCUCAGGAGCAGGAGGAGGAACUGAACGCUGGUGUCCAGGACAUCCUGCCCCCUCCCAGAGCAGGUGGGAUUUGGAGGCUGGCUGAGAUCCUGCGCUCUCUGAGUCCGUUUCGUCAGAGCCGUGCCCCCCUGCAGCUGGAGCAACAGCUGGACGCUGCGUUCCGGCAGUACUCUCUGCGCUGUGUGUUGUCUCAGGAUGUGCUGUUGCAGGAGGACGUGGAACUCAUUGAGCUGUUAGACCCCAGUGCCCUCUCUCUGGGAUCCACAAGUACUGCCUGUCCGAGUGCCACCUCAGCCCUGCCUGCACCCCGCUACCUCUCCACACCAUCGAUAUGGGAUGUCUCUGUACUGGUCGGGCUGUUGGCCAUCCUGGUCACGGUUUGGUGUUCUUGUCCUGACGAUGGACGAGGCCUGCUGUGGUUGUGUGUUUGUGCGGUGUGUGUCUUAUGUGUGCGUCAUGGCGUUCAUCUGUGGCACAAGGCAGCAAUGCAGCAGCAGGUUCAGGCUCAAGCCGUCCAUCUGGAGAGUUUAGUGAUCAACAGUCGAGCUCUCACCAGCCUGGCACGCAAAUCGCUCCGUCUCAUCCAGGAGACCGAAGUCAUCUCGCGGGGAUUCACCCUUUUACUCGACAGGGUGAGUGCGGCCUGUCCCUUUAACAGGGCGGGGCAUCUGCGCAGCCAGCAGUUGAUUGGUUUGAGGAAAGCAGCCUACCAGAGUCUCCGCUGCGCGUUCCGUGCCUCCCGCAUCUCCACCUGCAUCAUGCUUAAGUCGUUUCCGCUCAACUCCGAGAUCGACAACGUCACCAACUAUGUGUCGACCGUACCAAUCAGAGAGCUAGGUCUGGGCCUGGGGGCGGAGCAUCUCUCUGAUGAGCAGGCACAGGAGCUGACCAAUGACUACAGUUUACCUGCUCUCAAAUUGCUCUUUCAGUUGUGGGUGGGCCAGAGCUCGGAGUUUUUCAGGAGAUUGGCUCUGAUGCUGUCCUCUGGGAGGGCGGAACUAGAGUCUAAACCCCACCUUCUCGCGUACAACAGCGUGGCCACCGUCACUGCCUCCCUUCAUCCUUCCCUGGCAUGUUGCCUUGGUGACUUGCAGCGCAGCUAUGAAUUCCAUCGCUACUUUGAGAUGCAGCAGCAGGCGCAGAACUCGGGCCGAGCAAAUCGAGCGCGACAGAAAUGCAGAGAGCUCAACUCACUGCACACGUCCAUCCGCAGCCUUCAGCUCCACCUCAAAGCCCUGCUCAGCGAGGUGAUCAUUCUGGAGGAUGAGCUGGAGAAACUGAUGGUCGCUAAAGAGUCAGAGGAGGUGACAUGUGCAGGUUACCAGGAGCUCCGUGAGCGCCUGCAUCUCCUGCAGCCUCACAUGCAGGCUAGCUCCUGCUGCUGGGAGGACAUGACUGCUCAGGUGGAGCGCAUGCUGCGCAGGGUCACACACUGCCCAGGAAGUGAAGAUAGUCCAGAGGAAGCAGCUGGUCCUGUCCCACCUCCUCCUGUCCCCAUCUCACAGAUUGAUGACACAGACCCCGUCCCAGAGGAACAGGAACUGGAGGCCUACGUCUCUGACUCGGACUCAGACUCAGAGUGGCGUGGGGCUGUGGACAUGCUGUCGCCAUGGGAACGGGAGCGUCAGCGGCGUGAGAGGGAGGAGUCACGCAGAGUUUUACUUGAGCUUAAGUCCGUUCUGGGGAUCCGAACUUCUGAGGGAGAGCGAGACAAACGCAAGCUGCUGCUGUUCAGUGACAAAGCUGCAGUGGGUCAGGUUGCCACGGAGACAUCAGAUCAUCACCCAGAAUCCUCAGCGGGUCCAGGCUGCACAGACCUUGCAGCAUCUGCAAGCAACCACAUCUCCCAACAGUCUUCAGGAGGAGAGGGGGAGGAGUUAAAGGAGGAUGGAGGAGAGGCAGUGAGAGACAGUAUGGAGGACAGAGAGACCGACGUAGCUGUGACUGAAUUCUGUUGCGGCGAUUCUGAGAGCGCUGCAGAAACGCAAGAUAAGACAGGCGAGGAAGAAGGAACACGGCUCUUCCAGUCAGACGGGCUGAUUAAUGAGGAGGCGGACCCGGACGGAUCGCACCCCCUCACUCCCAGAGUCCCCACCCUCUCAGUGAUUGACAGACUUACAGAACUGCAUGGCUCUGAAGUGCUUAGCAUCGGCUCGGCUCUGGCUGCUCAGGUGGCCGCUCGCUCCCACACUUUCACACACCUGCAGGAAUGCACCUAUGGGGACUCGGAUGAGGAGGAGAAAGAGGAGGAGGAAGGGGAAAAGGAAGGAACAUCGCAGCUAGAGGGAAUGGAGACAGCAGAGAAGUGAAGGACAGGAAGCUGAACUGUUUUAGUAUAUUACAGGUUAUUUAUUCCCAUCUGCCCUAGAUUUAUUUAUUGAGCUUGAGGUCAGGACAGCAGCACAUGUAACCGGUGUGCAAGUGAGUUUUAUAUGUCCGUCCUUUACGUGCCUCCAUGUGUGGUCUUGUUUACAUUCUGUCUACUGUCACAUAGUCCAUCCCGUCCCCUGUUUUCUCGCAUUAUGCCUCAGGUACAGGCUAGCAAAUACAGACACGGAAUUCUACAGUCAUUUACAUCAAAUCUUAUAGGCUUAUUAUUCAAAUAUUAGGCUUAUAUUGUAAAUGUGUACAGUAAUAUUUUGGCUACUUAUUGGACCGUAGAUAGUUUUUUUAAAAUUAUUAUUAUUCCUAAACAUUAUACCAACAGAAAACAGAUUCAAGCUGACAAUAUUCAUAGACCUGCUUGUUAUUGUGUUUGCAUUGUGCCCUUUUUGAUUCAAAUGACAAAAGUCAAACAAGCUAAUAAUAUGAACACUUCAUAAUAAAUAGAAAAUGAAAUAAAAUCCCCUGGCUAUUUCACAGAUCCACACUGAGGACCCACUAAUCUGUAAGAUUGUUCGUUUUAACCAUUACACUAACAAUUUACUUUUUCAAGUUGGUGAAUCAAUGUGCUGUUGUUUUGUUUUUUGUUUUUUUUGUAAUAGACUUUUACACUGAAUAAAUGAAUAUUUAAAGCAGUGUAGUAUAGAAAGAAACCAGCCUCGAGCUUUGAUUUUGUUCAGAUUCUAAUAAUUUUGCUGUAUGUGGAUGUCCGAUUGCAUUUCCAGUUACUUUUUAAGUAUGGAAAAAAGAAAAGAAAUGAAUUCACACAUGAUUUCCCUUUAUUAUAAUUGUAGCUGAUCAGCCAAGACAUGAUUGACAUCUGACUUUUGCUCAUGUUAAACAUUGAGGCUUCAAGAUGUAAUAAAACCUUUAGUCAGCAUUAGGUAAUAUGGCUGCCUUAUAACAUAAUGGAGCAGAAUGUUAUUAAUUAUUGAGUUUUUACACUCACUGUUCUUGGCUGAACUUCAUGUAGUCCUUUUUGAGAUGCUUUUCUGCUCACCACAGAUGUAAAGGCUGCUUGUUUGAGUUACCGUAGCCUUCCUGUCAGCUUUAACCAACCCGGCUGUUGUUCACUGAUCUCUCUGAUCAACCAGGCCCAUAGAACGGACACCCUGGAACUCCCUGGAUGCAUUGUUUUGCUUUUGCUCCAUUCUGUGUAAAGUAGGUACUGUUAUGUGUGGAAAUCUCAGAUCAGCAGGUACUCAAACCAGCCACGGUCUAAGCCACUGAAAUCCCAUUUUUCUCCUUUCUGAUAUUUGAUGUGUAGAUGGAUCUGCAUUAUUUUUUGCUUCUGCAACAUGAUUGGCUGAUUUGACUAACUGCAUGAGUGAGCUGAUUCUUAUUAAAGUGGACGCUCAUGUGUAAAGCAGAUUGCUUGGUUAAUCGAAUCCAAUAGGUUGCAUCUAAACCUAACUUAAAAACAAGCAGGAUUAUAAAUCAUGUCAACUUGAAUCUAAUGACGGGUUUAAUUUGAAUUCUGUGAGAGAAAUUCAGAAGUGUUAGAAAAAAGGCUGUAUUUAUGACUUUUUUUUUUUUUAUAAAUUGCCAAACUAUUAUAGUACACAUUUAUCUAACAUGCAUAAUAUUUGAAUUGUUCAUAAAAAUAAACCUGUGCUGAGAGUCUGUUGUGCGUAGCUCUGUCUUUACGCCGGGGGUCGGCUUCAGGGAAGGAACUUCCACUUUUAUGUGACUUUAUUUACAGCAAGCAGAAUGAUGGGUGAGUGAGUAAGUGAAUGAGUGAGUGACUGACUGGAUGAAUGAGUGAGUGACUGACUUUGUGAGUGACUGACUAAAUGAAUUAGUGACUGAAUGAAUGAGUGAGUCAUUGAUUAAAUGAAUGAGUGAGUGUGACCGACUGAAUGAGUGAGUGAGUGAACGAAUGAAUGAGUGAGUCAGUGAUUAAAUGAAUGAAUGAGUGAGUCAGUGACUUACUGACUGACUAAAUGAAUGAGUGAGUCAGUGAUUAAAUGAAUGAGUGAGUGUGACUGACUGAAUGAGUGAGUGAGUGAAUGAACGAAUGAAUGAGUCAGUGAUUAAAUGAAUGAGUGAGUUACUGACUGACUAAAUGAAUGAGUGAGUGAGUCACUGACUGAAUGAAUGAAUGAGUGAGUGAGUGACUUACUGACUGACUGACUAAAUGAAUAAGCGAGUGAGUGACUGAAUGAACGAAUUAAUGAGUCAGUGACUUACUGACUGACUAAAUGAAUGAGUGAGUCAGUGAUUAAAUGAAUGAAUGAGUCAGUGACUUACUGACUGACUAAAUGAAUGAGUGAGUCAGUGAUCAAAUGAAUGAAUGAGUGAGUCAGUGACUUACUGACUGACUAAAUGAAUGAGUGAGUCACUGAAUGAACGAAUGAAUGAGUGAGUCAGUGAUUAAAUGAAUGAAUGAGUGACUUACUGACUAAAUGAAUAAGUGAGUGAAUGAAUGAGUGAGUCAGUGAAUGAGUGAGUGACUUACUGACUGACUGACUAAAUGAAUGAAUGAGUGAGUGAGUGCAUGAGUGUGAACUCAUUUUAAUGUAUAACUGGACUGUAGGCUGCAGCAGAGACCACAUCACUACCUCUCUGUAAUACCGGCCAUCUCUGUGCAUCAACCACACCACUUUCUGAACCAUGAAACAGCAAAGAAUUCCAUCAUGUAUGACACACGUUCUUCAGGAUGUAACUGGUUAAGCCCUUAAUAUGGUGUAGGUUCAUAUUAAACAUACUACGCCUUGGAGACCUCACUGUAAUAUUAAUAACGUAACUGAUAUUUGUUUAAAUCUUAAAGAACACCUGCAUUAACUAAGAUUUAUUCCGUUACCAAUAUGAUAUUGAUGGAGUUCAUUUGUGGAAAAGUGAAAUUGAAUUAGUUCUCAUUUCAGUCUGGACAGGAGCACAGUGUGCAAGGAAAUAAAUCAGCCGCUCAUGCUAUUAUAGGAAAUGAAUCCUCUCACAGUCCUGCAAUUAGCCAAUGAUUACGAUUUCCAAUGUAUGUUAUGAUUUUGAUUCUUUUAUAGUUACAGGAGAACAUUCCAGAAGAAGUGCUACUUACAUUAAAGCAGCUAUUUUUGCUUUAACAUCCUCUCUUGAAGCUAACAAGACUAAUAGGAUGAAUAAGGCUAAUGGCUGAAGGCAAUAAGACUAAUAAAAAAUGAAAUGUCCUGAAAACUUUCCUGGGUCAGAAAACUUUGACACGUGAGACUGAUUCCUCACUCUAGCAACUACUAUUUGAUUUCCUUGUUAAAUAAGACUUUUUCUAAACAAAUGUUCUUUAUCAUUAGAUUAAGUGAAGUAUGUUGAUUAUUUUGAUUAUUAAUUCCUCUUCCACAAAAAUCUGACUGCACUAGUAAAUUUUGUAUUUAUUAAAGAAUGACCAAUACAUUACUGUUGUCGGAAAUGAAUCAACAACUUCUGUCCAAUCAGAUUCAAGAAUUCAGAAACAGAUUUAAAACAUGCUUGAGAUCCUGGUUUAUGAUCAUUUCUGUCCCAUCACGUAUUUCUAUUAAGCCUGCAUCUCAAUGUUAAUGUUUCAGACAGUCGGACUCGAUCAGAUCGGCUGUGUGAGUUUGUGUGUGUAUUUUUGCAUUUCUGUACUGAAGGAAAGAACUGAACAUCAGAUUAAUUACUGAUGAUUUUAUCAACAAUAUUGACAGAAUUGUGUUUCUAUGCCAUAUAGAUCUACUGCAUCAAGGUUGCUGGUGGAAAAAUGAUUUAAGAUAAUCUGUAAAAGUGAGUAAUAGAAAAAAAUCGAUCUAUUUAUUUUCCACGAAACAGAAGAGCUGUUAUAGAAACUCAACAGAUGAUCAGAACGAAGAACCGCUGUGGCAUGAGAUAUAAUAUUAUUUUACUCUGGGGUUUUAAUGCUUUUAAAACGUGUUACUUGAGCACUCAGGAGACGAGCUAAUCAGUCUUAAUGUGAGCUAAUUUCCUUGGAUUUAUUUCUCGUCAUGAUAUGAAUAAACAUUAGCUGAUGCAGGUGUUUGUGAAAACUCAAAACGAGUGCUGAGUGCUUUGUUAAUAUGACACAAGGUGAUGAUUUGUUCAUGUUAAUUACUACAGUAAAUAAUGUUCGUUAAAGGAUUACGGUUCCCUUAGCCAACAUUAUGGUGUGUAUUCAUAACACAUCACUACAUUUUCUUUUAGAAAUUUUAAAGGGCUCUUUAGUGUCUGCUCGGUGAUCCUUUCACAUUAAGGGUUCUGGUAAUGGUGGGUGCUGCUGAUGGUCAGUAGGCAGAAAUAUACUGUGCAUAAUCUCUGAAUUAUGCAACUACAGGUAACAAAACAGUCAUUUAUUACCUCUCGAGAACGCACCUCGGCUCUGUUGAAGUCUCUCUCAGCUGUCGUGUGUAUCUGAGUUUAUUUUCUGUGUAUAGUCCCUGUAUAUAAACCUUCAAUACCAUUUAAUAGUCCAUAACACAAAUACAUGCCUUAAACUACUCUGUUCUUGGAUAAACUGGCAUCACUGAGCUUGUUUCUUUGGGAAUUUUCCAAUGAUUUGAGUUGUAGAGACAAUCUGACAUGGAUGCAUCAUCCGUCGUCUGUGUAUCUGUUACUCUGAUGUUCGUGUCUCGGUCUUGUGCUCGGUGAUUUCUGUACUUUUUCCAUGUGUAAUCCUGAACUUCCCCCCAAAGCAGUUGUGACUAUGACGGAUACACUGCAUGUGAGCGAGCAGGUCUGUGUGUGUGUGUGUGUGUGUGUCCUCACACCUAUGCCUUGUUGUUACAUUCAUGUUGUUAAUUCAUUUCAAUUAGCAAACCUCGCCUUAUCAUUUGUAAAUAAUAAAGGAGUGUUCAAGCAGA
Messenger RNA from Hemibagrus wyckioides, 7652 nucleotides. It is a transcript of the gene vezt, whose product is annotated as vezatin, adherens junctions transmembrane protein. Gene Ontology annotation, biological process: cell-cell adhesion. The record is from RefSeq and is a predicted model, not a curated record. The transcript has 12 exons. NCBI's taxonomy places the organism in Eukaryota, Metazoa, Chordata, Actinopteri, Siluriformes, Bagridae. Gene Ontology annotation, cellular component: plasma membrane. Bases 372 to 2798 code for a protein of 808 amino acids. Gene Ontology annotation, molecular function: myosin binding.